This is a messenger RNA of Colletotrichum abscissum, 1533 nucleotides long. RefSeq names its product major facilitator superfamily transporter. The record is from RefSeq and is a predicted model, not a curated record. The transcript is spliced from 3 exons. Bases 1 to 1533 code for a protein of 510 amino acids. Gene Ontology annotation, molecular function: transmembrane transporter activity. NCBI's taxonomy places the organism in Eukaryota, Fungi, Ascomycota, Sordariomycetes, Glomerellales, Glomerellaceae. Gene Ontology annotation, biological process: transmembrane transport. Gene Ontology annotation, cellular component: membrane.
AUGGCGCCGCAUCUUGAUACCAACGCGGCCAAUGCCAUUAAGACAGUCGACCCAACCAACCGGAGCCAAAUUAAGGACGGCAUUUCGACCACGUCCGUCGCGGCCGAGACCGAUACCAAGCCGGAGCCCCCACAGCAACCUGAAUUCGCGGGAUGGUUCCACUGGCACGAGCCCGGCACAUCGCCGGAGGAGAAGAAGUUGAUUUUCAAGUUGGAUUGGUUUCUACUUUCAUUCUCGUGUCUCAUGUUCUUCAUCAAACAGCUUGACCAAAACAACAUCUCCAAUGCCUACGUAUCCGGCAUGUCGGAAGAGCUCAACUUCGGUCCCGGCAACGAACUCUCCUGGAUGAACACGUACUUCAACAUUGGAACCAUCAUUGGCGGUUCUUUUGCCAACCUGAUCAUCACUGUCGUCCGACCGCGCUUCUGGCUGACCGGGUGCCUCUGCACUUGGUCUCUCUUCGUGCUUUUCCUGUUCAAGUGCCAGACCGCCACGCAGUUCUAUGUCCUGCGUUUCUUCAUCGGCUUGUUUGAGUCUGCCGCAUGGCCUGGCGUCAUGUACGUCCUCGGAUCAUGGUAUCGCAAAAGCGAAUUGUCCCGCCGCUCUGGCCUUUUCGUCAUGAGCGGUGUCUUGGGGCAGAUGUUUUCCGGCUAUCUUCAGUCUGCCUUGUAUUCGGGUAUGGGCGGAAAGGGUGGUCUGUCAGCGUGGCGAUGGCUUUUUGUCUUUGAUUUCAUUCUUGCCAUUCCCGUGGUGAUCUAUGGCGUCAUUUGCUUCCCCGAUACCCCUCACACGACAAAGGCUUUCUACCUCAGUGACUGGGAAAAGCAACGUGCUCGCGAGCGGAUUGAAGAAGAAGGCCGCAAACCUGUCGGCAAGAUGAACUGGUCCGUUAUAGCCCGCGUCUUCGGCUCAUGGCAAGUCUACGCCUUCACAGCAGCCUACUCCUUCUGGACUCUGACCUGCGGCUCCUACAUCAUUCAAUACUUCACUCUGUACCUCAAGUCAACAAAAUUGUACACCGUGCCAGAAAUCAACAACAUCCCAACCUGCGUUGGUGCCAUCAACUUCGUGUUCAUGGUCUCCACAGGCUACGUCUCUGACAAAAUUGGCCGGCGCGGACCCGUCUGUUUCGCCGUCGGGUGUCUUCUGACGUUCGUCUACGCCGUCCUCGCGGCAUGGAGCGUGCCACAUAUGCUACGCAUGGCCGUCUUCAUCCUUGCAGGGUGCUAUGGUUGCUACACGCCUUUGCUGGCGGGAUGGGCGAAUGAGGCCUGCGGUGGCGAUCAGCAGAAGCGCGCCUUUGUGCUUGGCUUCAUGGUCUCCGUCGGCCAGGCUGUUAUGAUUCCCUUCCAGCAACUGCAGAUGCCGAGCGGACAGGCCCCUGCAUUUGCCAAGACACAUGGGUGGAAGAGCGCGCUUGCAUUUGUGGUGGCGUUGACUGUCUGGACUGGUGUUGGUCUGCCGUUACUUCAGAGAUGGAGAGAGUCUCGUGUGAAGUUCAGUUCCCAUGAAAGUGACAGUGAUGAGGCUUAA